AUGCAACAAAUGAAACGAUCGACUCGAAUGGAUCUUGGUUUGAUGGAAGCAAAGAAUUUAUUUCAGACACAAGAAUUGAAAGGACCUUCACGAAGAGUGGUUAUUAUUCUCACUGAUGGUGUUCCCGAUGAUGAGCAGAAGGCUAUUCAUGCGAGUGAUGAAUUGAAGAUUGUGUUCGAUGUGGAUGUGAUGUGUUUGGGAGUCGGGGAGUAUGUCAAUGAAAAGAUUAUAAAAUUACUUGCCUCAUCAGAUGAUAUGGGAGGAUGUGUGAGUCAAUGGGAUGAUGUGAAAGACACGAUCGAAGAGUUGAUGGGACUUUCCAGUCAAAAGAGAGACACCAUUCGAGUGAGUGCUAAAAUCUUGAAUCGUCCUGUAGCCAUUGGACAACCUGUCAAAUUCCAAGUCACAUUGAUCAACAGGUCUUCAGAGUGUGUCCCAAAAAACAGUACUUUCAAAUUCCUCAAUCAAUAUUUUGAUUUAUGUCGUCAUGUCAUUCCAUCAGAUAUCAAUGAGGAUGGAAAGUAUACCUUUGAAAUCGAAUUAGAGACUUUAGACAAUGUAUCUAUCCAUGAACUUGAAGAAACCAUCCCAUUUGAAAUAUUGAACCCUAAAAAAGUUCCACUCAUGAAAGGAGCUGUCACUAUUUGGAGUAGUUUCUUCAAUUGUGUUUAUACUCUAUUGGAAGGAAGUGUGGUUACGAGCAAUCAAUUCUCAACUCUUGCUAUUGCUGCCAACACUGGAAAUCACGUAACCACCAAAAUGUGUCGUUACAAUCUUCCCAAAAUAUUUGAACAUGAUCCACAACUCUCCAAAUUGAGAUACGUCUUGUGGGACACUUAUGGACUCACCAGUGAAACCUAUAACAACAAUGAGUUUAAUUUAUUCGUUGAGGGAAGACUUCCACAUGAAUAUGAAAUGAAUUCCGUAACACAACUUCCCAACAAUCAAAACUUUACUUGUGUGGAUGAACCUCAACGAAAGAUUCAUUCCAUCCUAUUUGUGGUUGCUCAAGGUGAUCGUGGUGAUAGGGAAUUGAUGAACAGGUUGAGGGAAAUGUUCCUUGAGGCUUUAAAAGCUUCAUUGCAACCUUUGGUGGUGAUUUCCAAGAUUGAUGAGGUUGCUGCAAAUGAAGAUUUGGAAACACUUAAAAAUAACAUUGCCCAGCAGAUUGGAGCACCAAGACAUUCGAUUUUCACAACUGAGAAUUAUCAUGGUAAUGAUCCAAAAAGAAGAUUUGAUAUUGAUAAGAAUACUUAUAUGAUCCUUGAAGCUGCUAUUCGUCAGGGAGAACUUUAUUUGAAAUCUUCUAGAAACCGUGAAUCGUAUUAA
Molecule: messenger RNA, 1329 nt
Organism: Naegleria fowleri
Lineage: Eukaryota; Heterolobosea; Eutetramitea; Acrasida; Naegleriidae
Exons: 2
Coding region: 1-1329 (442 amino acids)
Source: RefSeq, a predicted model, not a curated record